Acytostelium subglobosum LB1 is the source of this 1266-nucleotide messenger RNA. RefSeq lists its product as hypothetical. The record is from RefSeq and is a predicted model, not a curated record. Bases 1 to 1266 code for a protein of 421 amino acids. Lineage: Eukaryota; Evosea; Eumycetozoa; Acytosteliales; Acytosteliaceae. The transcript has a single exon.
AUGAUGCUGAAUAGGAAUAACAUUAGAGUUAUAACAUUCGAAGAAGAGGACAAUGGUCAAUUGUUUGAUGCAGCAUUUUGGAAUAGGAUGAUGGACUUUAUGACAGUGAUGUAUGAUCGAUCAGUGGAGAUGGAGUUUGAAAUGACAACAGAACACUUGUUAUCAUUCUCAAUGAGUAGUGUGCCAUUGACAACAAUGAUGAUAAACACAAGUCCUAAAGAUGAGUUGCCCGACCCAAGCUACUACCCGCGGACACUCACCAAGCUGGUGAUCAAUGGCGAGUUUGUAACACUUGGCAGUCUACCCGACAGCCUGACAUCACUCACCAUUUGGGCGAAUGAUUGGAACCAACCAAUUGUACCAGGGUCAUUGCCCCCACGAUUGAAGCGCCUCAAGUUUAACGAUCGAUUCAAUCAACCCAUAGCCGAAGGGACCUUCCCACCUUCACUCAAGCGUGUCAACUUUGGCGGUGCAUUCAAUCAACCUCUCACCCUCAGCAACUGCCCCGCGACCAUCACUAGAGUGCGUUUGCACGAGCUUUACGUCCACCCUCUUGGUCUCUGCGCGCAACAUUGGUCGAGACUUCGCUUUGAAUCCGUUUUGGAGCUCUCUCCGGUGUUGGUGUGCCAGUCGCUCACCAACCUUUGUGCACCCUUCGUCGAGUCGUCACCCGUCACAUCAUCCACCUUCCCAUCACUCCAAAAGUUUCAUAUACUAUCUCUGGUCGGCUUUAGUUUAUACAUUCCGCUCGAUCUCAUCGCUCUCCCUUCAUCACUUCGCGAUCUGACAAUCUGGCCGAAUGGAUACUACUCGGCAUUACCUCGAGGAGUGAAGACAUUGGUAAUCAAUGGCUAUAAUGAAGACUUUAUACUGUUUCCAGGCUUGCUGCCUCCAUCACUGGUAUCACUCACACUGAACUCUUAUCAUCAUGAGUUUGAGCUCAAAGACUUCCCCACAACAUUGACCUCACUCACAUUGUGCAAUGUUACAAAGUUGCCAUUACCAAAUCAACUGCCAACAUCAUUACGAUCACUUACGCUAAAGAUUAGAAAUAUGUAUAACAAUAUCGAUAUAUUGAAUCAAUGGAUGAAGUUGUACUUGGACAUGAUCACACUGACUCACAUUCAUCUAAAUUACAUGUCACUAAAUCUGGAACUAUACCGUAUCACAGACACACUCUUCCUCAGAUGUCAAGGCUCACUUUAUGAUAAUCUACCAACAUGUGGAUUCAUCAGCCUCCAAAUGAUCAUUUCCAUGAUCAAGUAG